This is a messenger RNA of Diabrotica virgifera virgifera (western corn rootworm), 1608 nucleotides long. RefSeq lists its product as uncharacterized. Gene Ontology annotation, molecular function: superoxide dismutase activity; copper ion binding. Bases 214 to 1389 code for a protein of 391 amino acids. Lineage: Eukaryota; Metazoa; Arthropoda; Insecta; Coleoptera; Chrysomelidae. The transcript is spliced from 6 exons. Gene Ontology annotation, biological process: removal of superoxide radicals. The record is from RefSeq and is a predicted model, not a curated record.
AAUACGCCACUGUAAAUUGAAGAUAGUGGGAGAGCCAUUACCAUUACCAUAUUAUAUAAACCUUGUUUUUCGACAUACUCGUUUACUCGUUGUGUUAUUAUAUGAUUGUAUCACCUUGACUCCUUAGUCUCUUUUCCUAAGGAGUAUUUAGACGACUUACGACGUUUAAAGUGGAUCAGUUGUUGUGGAAACAAGAAGCCGAACUGUAGCAAAAUGUUCAAAAUCGCUCUAUGUGCCGCCAUCUUGGCGAUAGCCUAUGCCGAGGAUGGUAUCGUCUAUCUAAUGGAUCCUACUGGAAAGAGCGGAGUCACUGGCACCGUUAGAUUCUUAAAACUACCAAGUGGCAUUAAUGUCAUAGGUGACAUCCGCGGCCUGACACCAGGAAAACACGGAUUCCACAUUCACCAAGAAGGCAAUAUCCAACCUAGUUGUUUAGCUGCUGGUGGCCAUUUCAACCCAUUCAACAAACAACACGGUGGUCCAGAAGACUCCGACCGCCAUGUUGGAGAUCUUGGAAACAUUGAAGCUGACCAAAAUGGUGUUGCAGUUUUCGAUUUCCUCGAUACCAAGAUCUCUUUUGAUGGAAUGACCAGCAUUCUUGGUAGAUCCGCCGUCGUCCACGAAAAAGUAGAUGAUUUAGGAAAAGGAGGACAUCCAGAUUCGCUAAAAACUGGAAAUGCUGGAGGAAGACUGGCAUGCGGUGUAGUUGGUGUUGUAACCACUCAAGUAGAUAGCUUUUACACCGUGGCAUUACUAUCGCUUGCACUUGAUAAGAAUUGGGUAUGUUGUUGCGUGUCAACAGUGUUUUUUAUUCUCUCAACCAGGGUGGUUGUUAGUUUGUCCAAUUUAUUAGUGAACAAUUGUAGCAAAAUGAUCAAAAACGCUCUAUUUGCCGCCAUCUUGGCGAUAGCCUAUGCCAAGCAGUUAGGCAUCGUCUAUCUAUUUGAUCCUAUGAAGAAGACUGGAGUCACUGGUGACGUUAGGUUCGAACAGAAAGAAGAUGGCAUUUUAGUCGCAGGCUUGAUCAAAGGAUUGAGACCAUAUAAUAGACACGGACUCCACGUCCAUCAAGAAGGCAAUAUCAGUCCUAGUUGUUUAUCUGCUGGCGGCCAUUUCAAUCCAACCAACAACUCCCAUGGAGGUCCGGAGGAUGAAGAACGUCACACUGGAGAUUUCGGAAACAUAAAAGCUGAUGUUUAUGGAUUUGGCCAGGUCUAUUUUAUCGAUAAGCGGAUUACUUUUCAAGGAAAUACCAGCAUUAUCGGUAGAUCCCUCGUCGUUCACACAUCAGAGGACAAUUUAGGACAUAAAACUCAUACCGAUUCCAAGAUUACUGGAAACGCCGGAGGUAGACUUGCUUGCGGUGUAAUCGGCAUAUGGAACAAUUAAUUAAUAUUAUUUAUCUCUCUCUCUCUCUCUCUCUCUCUCUCUCUCUCUCUCUCUCUCUCUCUCUCUCUCUCUCUCUCUCUCUCUUUCUGUUUCUCUCUUUCACUCUUGCUCUCUCUCUCUUUCUCUAUCUCUCUUUCUCCCUUUCUCUUGAUCUCCCUCACACUAUGAUAUGCCACGUGUAUAAUGUUUUAUUUAAUUAAAGAUUUAGUAUGCUGGGAA